AUUAAGCACUUGACUUGCUUCCAGGCAAAGGUUGUCUGAAGCUUGUUGCUCACACCGAGUUCUGGAGAACGCCAUCAGCUAGCUGCUUAAAAUUAAACCACAGGUUCCAUUAUGGGUCGACUUGAUGGGAAAGUCAUCAUCCUGACGGCCGCUGCUCAGGGGAUUGGCCAAGCAGCUGCCUUAGCUUUUGCAAGAGAAGGUGCCAAAGUCAUAGCCACAGACAUUAAUGAGUCCAAACUUCAGGAACUGGAAAAGUACCCGGGUAUUCAAACUCGUGUCCUUGAUGUCACAAAGAAGAAACAAAUUGAUCAGUUCGCCAAUGAAGUUGAGAGACUUGAUGUUCUCUUUAAUGUUGCUGGUUUUGUCCAUCACGGAACUGUCCUGGAUUGUGAGGAGAAAGACUGGGACUUCUCGAUGAAUCUCAAUGUGCGCAGCAUGUACCUGAUGAUCAAGGCAUUCCUUCCUAAAAUGCUUGCUCAGAAAUCUGGCAAUAUUAUCAACAUGUCUUCUGUGGCUUCCAGCGUCAAAGGAGUUGUGAACAGAUGUGUGUACAGCACAACCAAGGCAGCUGUGAUUGGCCUCACAAAAUCUGUGGCUGCAGAUUUCAUCCAGCAGGGCAUCAGGUGCAACUGUGUGUGCCCAGGAACGGUUGAUACGCCAUCUCUACAAGAAAGAAUACAAGCCAGAGGAAAUCCUGAAGAGGCACGGAAUGAUUUCCUGAAGAGGCAAAAGACGGGAAGAUUCGCAACUGCAGAAGAAAUAGCCAUGCUCUGCGUGUAUUUGGCUUCUGAUGAAUCUGCUUAUGUAACUGGUAACCCUGUCAUCAUUGAUGGAGGCUGGAGCUUGUGAUUUUAGGAUCUCCAUGGUGGGAAGGAAAGCAGGCCCUUCCUAUCCACAGUGAACCUGGUUAUGAAGAACACUCACCAAUCAUCUCCUUCCUGUUAACCACAUGUUAAUGAAAAUAAGCCCUUUUUAAUGAUGUCACUGUUUGCAAGAGUCUGAUUCUUUAAGUAUAUUAAUCUCUUUGUAAUCUCUUCUGAAAUCAUUGUAAAGAAAUAAAAAUAUUGAACUCAUA
Molecule: messenger RNA, 1075 nt
Organism: Pongo pygmaeus (Bornean orangutan)
Lineage: Eukaryota; Metazoa; Chordata; Mammalia; Primates; Hominidae
Gene: BDH2
Product: 3-hydroxybutyrate dehydrogenase 2
Exons: 10
Coding region: 112-849 (245 amino acids)
Biological process (GO): siderophore biosynthetic process
Cellular component (GO): cytoplasm
Molecular function (GO): 3-hydroxybutyrate dehydrogenase activity
Source: RefSeq, a predicted model, not a curated record